Molecule: messenger RNA, 4710 nt
Organism: Polypterus senegalus (gray bichir)
Lineage: Eukaryota; Metazoa; Chordata; Cladistia; Polypteriformes; Polypteridae
Gene: slc17a5
Product: solute carrier family 17 member 5
Biological process (GO): transmembrane transport; monoatomic anion transport
Molecular function (GO): transmembrane transporter activity
Source: RefSeq, a predicted model, not a curated record
UAAUGUGAUAUUACAUUCUGGUUGAGCGUUAGUUAUUAAUUCAUCUGUAAUCCUAUUCGUUAUAUUUUUUAAAUAUAACCAUCCCUUUUCACUACUGUAUAUGGCUGUGGAUGCUUUCUUACUCCGUACGUUUUUGAGUUCCCGUUAUCUCAUAUUCCAUCAUUUAUGUACAACGUUACAUCACACAUCCAACUCACUCUCCUGCUUCCCACCAUGUUCAAACCAGUAUGCCCAGUCCUCAUUCAUGACAGCAAUACCAAUACUGACUUACCAGAAAAAAAAUGCUAUCCUCGACACCUUUAACGCAUCAACUCCUGUUAGGCGCUCUCAUCUUUCCUAUUUACGAAAGGAAUCGGUAAUAUAUGGAAAUCAUACAUGCUAAAACCCAUUACAUUGCAUAAAUGAGUGUACAUAUCGUAGUUAUUUUUUUCCUGCUCGUAAAAUGCCUCCCAGUAGUGACAAGAUUCUCCCAAAAACGAAGCAUCCGCGACAGGCAGGCAGUCCGAGUGCGCGCGCAUUCCACUCGCCAACUCCACGUUCUCCGCUCAUCUCUGCGCGCCAGAUUCCCGAAAUUGCCUACGUGAUUACGUGCGCGCUCUCGAAUUCAGUAGUCACGGAAUAUUGUUCGCAAUCUUAGAUAUUAUUCCUUCUUUUCAAUGUAUUUCUACAAGGCUGCUGCCUUCAGAACUAUUGAUUCGUGACACUUUAAUAGAAUAUCAAAUCUACAGAGACAAGGUGGAUCCGGGCGGCGUCGGUGACGCGCUCUAGCGAGCACUUCCUGUUGUCACCGCUGGGUCAGCUGACACAAUAAAGUUUAGCUCUCCCAUUCGAACCGAUUGACGCCUCGUUUGUCUACGCGCGUUCUACAGCCGGUACACCACGAUGUAUAGUGGAUCAGACAGCGACACGGAUGACAACGAGCACCCGUUGCUCCGCGGCAAGCCUUUGCUGAAAGUCUCUAAAGCUCCAGCAUGUUGUUCUGCUCGCUAUUCCCUGGCUUUUCUCUCCUUCUGUGGGUUCUUCAUGGCCUAUGCUUUACGGGUCAAUCUCAGUGUUGCCAUGGUGGAGAUGGUUAAGACCAUUAUUAACAACAGUUCAGCGUCACAUAUGUGCCCAGGACAUGCAAGUUCCUCUGUCAUUCAACACAAUACAACUGCACCAGUGUAUGACUGGGAUGCAGAUACUCAAGGAUGGAUCCUUGGUUCAUUUUUCUAUGGCUAUUUAUUCACUCAGAUUCCUGGUGGAUAUUUGGCCAGGAAGUUUGGAGGCAAAUGGUUUUUGGGUAUUGGUAUCCUGGGUACAGCAGUGUUCACGCUACUCACUCCGCUGGCUGCACAUCUUGGAGCAGGAUAUCUCAUAGCGGUCAGAGUUCUUGAAGGAAUAGGAGAGGGUGUAACAUUUCCUGCUAUGCAUACAAUGUGGUCCUCAUGGGCUCCUCCGUUAGAGCGCAGCAAGCUCCUCUCAAUCUCCUAUGCAGGUGCACAAUUGGGUACUGUAGUUGCUCUUCCAGUAUCUGGCUUGAUUUGUUUUUAUCUGGACUGGACAUUUGUAUUCUACAUAUUUGGUGCACUUGGAAUUUUAUGGUUUUUAUUCUGGGCAAUUUUAGUAAGUGAUACACCUGAAAAUCACAGAAGAAUCUCUCUGUUGGAAAAAGAAUAUAUUGCAUCAUCAUUAAAAAAUGAGAUCCCUCAUUUAACCAAAACAAUACCUUGGGGUUCAAUUUUAAAAUCGGUCCCGCUGUGGGCAAUAGUGAUGGCUCAUUUUUCAUACAACUGGUCAUUUUACACGCUGCUCACAUUAUUGCCAACUUAUAUGAAGAACAUUCUUGGAUUCAACAUUCAACAGAAUGGAUUCCUUUCAGCACUUCCAUAUUUAGGCUGCUGGCUGUUAAUGCUCCUAGGGGGUCAACUGGCAGAUUAUUUGAGAGAAACCUGGAUGGUUCGAACCGUAAUUGUGCGCAAGUCUUUUUCCAUUAUUGGAAUGGUGGGACCUGCGUUUUUAGUGGCUGCAGGGUACACUGGUUGCAAUUACACCAUGGCAGUGGCAUUUCUGACAAUCUCUUCAUCUUUGGGAGGAUUUUCCAUGUCUGGUUUUAAUAUCAACCAUCUAGACAUUGCACCAGCAUAUGCUGGGAUUUUACUUGGAAUUACAAAUACAUUUGCCACUAUUCCUGGAAUGGUUGGACCUGUAAUAGCUAAAGCACUCACUCCUUCUAAUACCGUAGAAGAGUGGCAAAUUGUGUUUUAUAUAUCUGCUGCAAUCAAUGUGUUUGGUGCUGUGGUGUUUUCCAUUUUUGGUAAAGGAGUGGUACAGACGUGGGCUGUUGCAGAUUUUCAUUCUCAUGGGAACUGAUACAGUGCAUAUUUGUAUAACAAUAAAGUACAUGGGGGUUUGAUGUAUUGUACUACCACUUCAAAUGUACAGUGGAUUUCUAUGUCAAAGUAUUUUGCCUGGUAAAUGUGCCCAAAUAAUUUGGUUUUUUGUAAACUACAAGUAAUAUGACAUUCUUUAGAAGAUCUGGAUAGUUAGUCUUCAAUUCUACUGUACAUUAAACCUGUUAUCAUGUGGUAAAAUUAUAAGUGAAGUGUUGAUGGUAAUGAAAUAUGAUGGUAGGGAAGAAGUGUUAAACACAAAUUACCUCAUUUGUUCUAAGAUUCAAAGAUAAAGGGAUUUUGCAGUUUUAAAAACACUAACAUGUUUACUUUGCACAAUUGUCAGAAUUUGGUAAAAUACUCCAUUACUGUGUAGAUAGAUAGAUUGCUUUCUCUUUUUAAAGAGUAUAUUGAGCCUUAUAGGCUUAUUAAAUACUUCUUUUCAGAGUAUACAUCUUAAAACCUAUUAUCAUAACCUUCAUUAACUCUACAAAUAUGUGCUAGAUGUCAUCAUUGUAAUAUCAUAUCAAUGAUAGUGUGAUUUGGCAUCACUAAGCAACUUUAAAAGCACAAUUUAGAAGGCUGCAUGCCACAAGUGUAACAGAAAAUAUGGGAUCUCUGUUUGUCAAGAGCACAUUUAUAUGGAGCUUAUGUUAAAAAGAGCAUUGUUUCUUUCCGGCAAUAUCUUUUUCUAAGACUCCGUUUAUUUUAUAAUAUGUUUAAUUACUUAAGUGCCUGAUAAUUAUUGCAACUUUCUUGUUACAUUUUGUCUAACUCCAACAGCUGAACAUUCAGUUUACGUAUUUGGUCAAGAUUAUACCGUAUUUUGGGUAAAUGUUUUAGAUUUUUGUGCCUUUUUUGGCACACCCAAAUAAAACAACAUAAUAUGAUGGAGGGAUUUACUUGUCAGUAGAUAAUGUAUUUAUUAAUGUGUUAUUGUUAAACAAUACCAAUUAUGAAAAUCCAUGGUGCUUUCACAACUUGAUAAUGUCAUUUAAACUAAUCCAUGACUCUAAAUUGAAGUAAGAAUACUAGGAAAAUAGAUGAAUGUGACAGAAAAGAUCUGCUGCAGAUAAUAAUCUGUUUUUAAACAAUUUUAGCACACGUGUUUAGAAUUAGUAAAUAGAAGAUUUAAGAGUAAUCAGCUGUAAAUAAGUAAACUAGGGGUCAAGAAAGAAAUUUAUGUCUUGUAAAGUAAAAAAAAGAAAAAGAGUAAGAAAAAACAAAAUGUUGUUUAGCAAAAUAUCUGAGUCAUGCUGACAUUAUCAUUGGAACUGUAAGUAACAGUGUUGGUUGUGUAUUCAGUUCAGUUGUGUAGUUCCAUCCUAAAAAUCAUGUGCUGAGGUUUUUGUACAUUCAAGACACAACUAAGUUUUUAGUCAUGGUGUAUUUAUUAGCUACAAAAGGAUUAUGAUAUAUAUAUAUAUAUAUAUAUAUAUAUAUAUAUAUAUAUAUAUAUAUAUAUAUAUAUAUAUAUAUAUAUAUAUAUAUAUAUAUAUAGUAAAAGAUAGCCCGGCCACAGACAGAUACGACAGCAGAAUGUCAAAACACACACACGCUUUAUUCACACUAUUUACACAAUAUUUACAUGAGUGCUCAGUCCUUGGUCCUACGGCUGCCUCGACUCCUCUCUCGCAAGCUCCGUCCUCUUCCACCAGACUCCGGCUCCUGGAUUAGUGGCUGCCGGCUCCCUUUAUAAACCACCCGGAAUUUCUUUAAGUGCUUGAUUGCUAGUUUUCAACUGCACUUCCGGGUGUGGUGGAAGAACCGCCCACACAGGCUCAGGAGCCACUACAGCACUUGUGGCACCCCCAGACCCCAGCAGGGUCAAAGAGAACUCCAUCUUCCAUGGGGCCCUGUGGGUAUCGGAAGCUCCACUGCCAUCCAUGAGGCCUGCCAUCUAGCGUCCCGGAGCAGGUAUUGUACAGCCCAUGCCUGCUUCCUCGGACCAUAUGCAGGAGAGGUGUCCAGGCUGGGCAAGGGCCCUGGCCAUCCGCCACUAAUAUAUAUAAUAUACUAUACUAUAAUAUAAUAUAAUAUAAUAUAAUAUAAAGGAAAAUUGUUUUGGACAUGCAUGUAAAAUAGCUAUGAAUAUUUCAGGGUAGCCAGGUUAUUGAAUGGGAUUCUGAUAUAUGAAGUGCUCUUUUUCACAUGAAUCACUGGCACACUGCACUGGGUUAUUUCAAAAUAAUUGUUGGUUUUCCAGAAAAGAGAAAAACAACAUGGGUUGUGAAACAGAAAUAUCUACAUUUUAAACAUUAUUGUCAAUGCACUCUGUACACAUGAUAGUAAGGACCCUAUAAACUAUAUUUAUUAUUUUAACCCUUAGGCUUCAUGU